Clonostachys rhizophaga is the source of this 351-nucleotide messenger RNA. Lineage: Eukaryota; Fungi; Ascomycota; Sordariomycetes; Hypocreales; Bionectriaceae. The record is from the annotation of a GenBank genome assembly.
AUGAAGUUCUCAGCGCUCAUUCCUUUCUUUUUGCUUCCUACUAGCAUAGUUGCACGUCAAUCUAUUGAUGAUGAUGCGCUCAUUGCUAGGGGUGAGUAUCUGAUUGCCCGAGGAGAGCGCCUCAUUGCUCGAGCCAGCAGUAGCAAAGCCAAAGACCCAAAGAAGGGUAAAAAGGAACCACCUGCUGUUAAAGUAGCAUGGAUGGGUGGGGCACGAAGCCGUGCAGCCCUACUCACUAUUGCCCCCAAGACCCUGCCUAUCGAGGUUGCCAGUAUGGAUCAACAUCCCGAGAUAGUCACGCUCAGUGUGGUCUUCCGACAGAUACAACAAGGAGAUAAUGAGUUACUUUGA